This is a messenger RNA of Cannabis sativa, 1771 nucleotides long. RefSeq names its product pentatricopeptide repeat-containing protein At5g08305. Lineage: Eukaryota; Viridiplantae; Streptophyta; Magnoliopsida; Rosales; Cannabaceae. The coding region runs from base 141 to 1739 and encodes 532 amino acids. Gene Ontology annotation, biological process: RNA modification. The transcript has a single exon. The record is from RefSeq and is a predicted model, not a curated record. Gene Ontology annotation, molecular function: protein binding; RNA binding.
AUCAUCACUUCUCCAUCUUCUCUUUUUCUGUUUCAUUAUUCUCUCUUCUCUUUCUCAAAUUCCUUAAUUUUGUUUACCUCAAAUCAAUAUCAUAUCACUAACAAUAAAAAUCCUUCCUUUAAUGUUGAAACUGACCAAAAAUGGCGAAAAUCCUCAUACCCCUUUUAGACAGAUGUCAAUCCAUGUCUGAACUUAAGCAAAUUCAUGCUCUGUUACUCACUUUUGGCCUCUACCAACAAGACCAAUAUUCCUCAAAAAUCUUAUCUUUUUCUGCUAUUUUUGAUUCCCCUAAUGCUGAUUACUCCUAUCGUUUCUUAUCAUUGCAACUCUCUAAUCCCUCAACGUUUGAUUGGAAUACCGUUAUAAGAGGUUACUCCAAGAGCCGUAAUCCAAACCGGUCUAUAUCGGUUUUCAUCCAAAUGUUGAGAGGUGGGUUCUCGCCUGAUCAUUUAACAUACCCUUUUCUUGCUAAGGCUGCGGCUUCAUUGAUGAAGCUAGAACUUGGUGUGGCUGUUCAUGGUCACAUAUCCAAACAUGGGUUUGAAUCAGAUAGGUUUAUUGGGAAUUCAAUGAUUCAUAUGUAUGCUUCUUGUAGGGAUAUUACUUAUGCACGUAAGGUGUUUGAUAAUAUGUUUAAGAAAAAUUUAGUUUCGUGGAAUUCUAUGGUUGAUGGGUACGCGAAAUGUGGCGAUGUGAACUCGGCGCGGGGAGUGUUUGAAUUGAUGGAGGAGAGGGAUGUUGUGUCUUGGAGUUCUUUGAUUGAUGGGUAUGUUAAGGCUGGGGAAUAUGUUGAGGCUUUGAAGCUGUUUGAGCUAAUGCAAUGUGAAGGGCCCGAAGCGAAUGAGGUUACUAUGGUGAGUACUUUGUGUGCUUGUGCUCACUUAGGUGCCCUUGAGCAAGGAAGGGCAAUGCAUCGUUACAUUGUUGAGAACAAGUUGUUGUUAACCUUGGUGCUGCAAACGUCGCUUGUGGACAUGUAUGCGAAAUGUGGUGCGAUAGAUGAGGCUUUGAGUGUGUUUCGUGGGGUUUGGACACGAAGAACAGAUGUGUUGAUUUGGAAUGCGAUGAUUGGAGGACUUGCAACUCAUGGAUUUGUUAAAGAGUCUCUUGACUUGUUUGAUGAAAUGCGAACGAUUAGAAUUGUCCCGGAUGAGAUUACUUAUCUGUGCUUGCUAAGUGCUUGUGCUCAUGGUGGAUUAGUGAAAGAAGCUUGGUACUUCUUUGAGUGUCUUGAUAAACACGCUAUGACACCGAAGAGCGAACACUAUGCUUGUAUGGUGGAUGUUUUGGCACGAGCGGGAGAAGUUGAUAAGGCAUUUCGAUUUAUCAACCGAAUGCCAAUAAAGCCAACAGCCUCAAUGUUAGGUGCUUUGCUAAAUGGUUGUAUGAACCAUGGAAAAUUUGAUCUGGCAGAAAUAAUCGGAAGGAAGCUAAUAGAGAUUGAGCCAGAUCAUGAUGGUAGAUAUGUAGGAUUGUCAAAUAUUUACGCUGUCUCCAAGCGUUGGGAUGAUGCAAAAAGUUUGAGGAAAACCAUGGAGAAGAGAGGAGUUAAGAAAUCCCCUGGUUUUAGCUUUGUGGAGGUUUCUGGACUGCUUCAUAGAUUCAUUGCCCAUGAUAAUGUUCAUCCCGAGUCUAAGCAAAUUUAUUCAUUCCUGAAUUUUAUGACAAAUCAAAUCAAAUGUGAUGUUAUCUUUGAAAAUCAAGACUUCAUCUUACCAGUGGAAGAUUUUUGCUUUUAGUCUUGAGACAAAUAUACUAGUUAUUUUCUUUC